Molecule: messenger RNA, 2160 nt
Organism: Rotaria sp. Silwood1
Lineage: Eukaryota; Metazoa; Rotifera; Eurotatoria; Philodinida; Philodinidae
Source: the annotation of a GenBank genome assembly
AUGAAUUUGAAAACUCCUUGUGAUUUAUUAAACCUUCCACGUGAAUGUCAUUGUCAACGAACUCGUAAUAUACCAAUAUUUUCAUUUAAUGAAACACGUUUACGAUGUCGUCAAUUAACUGAAAUAACAACCAAUUAUCCUUGGUCAAGUGUAUCAUAUGAUCAUUUAACAUUUGAAACAUUUAAUGAUAAUUUAACAGUACAUCGUUUUGUUUUUUCUAAUAUUAUUGUUCGAACAUUACGUUUUAAUGCACAAUAUCUUCUUUUAAAUGAUCAUACAUUUGAUAAUGCUUAUAUUGGUCAAUUAGGUAUAACACAUCAAGAUACAUAUGGUCGAAUAUAUUUUGAAUCCAAUAGUCAAAUAUUUUAUGAUACAGCAAUAACUAAUUUAUAUUUUAAAUUUAUAGAUUUUGAAAUACCAAUAUCUGAAAUAAGUUUUUCAAAAUCAAAAAUAUAUUCAUUUUUAAUACAAUCAUCAAAAUUUUAUGGUUUUACAAAUCAAAUUGAUCAAACUAUAUCAAAAACUUUAACACAAAUAAAAUAUGAUCAAUUUCUUGAAUAUAAUAUUUUAUUACCAAUAAAUAAAAAAAGAAAUUUACAUAAAUUCUAUAAAUCAAAUGAUGAAAAUUCAUUAAUUGAUUCGGAAAAAACUAUUACAAUGAAUAUAACAUUAAUAACUAAUCCAAUAUAUAUAACAAUAUUUACCAUUAUAUCAAGUAUUAAUACAACAAAUUUAACUGAAAAUUAUUUUCCUAAUAAUUUAGAUUAUAAUCAAACAGAUGAAAUUGAAUUAAGUUUUAAUCAAAUAAAUACUCUUAAUGCACAUACAUUUCGUCAUUUAAAAAAUUUUAAAGGACGAUUAAUAUUAAAUAAUAAUCAAAUUAAAUAUUUAAAUCCAUAUUCAUUAACAAAUUUAUAUUUAUUAAAAAAUUUAUCAUUAUCAAAUAAUUUAAUUAAACAUUUAUCAUCAAUACAUUUUAAAGAAUUAAAUCAAUUAUAUGAACUUGAUUUAAGUUAUAAUCAAAUUUAUGAAUUAAAUAAUUAUACAUUUAAAUAUCUAACAAAUUUACAUAUACUUUAUUUAAAUAAUAAUCCAUUAGAAUUUAUUCAUUUAGAUGCAUUUUCAAAUUUAACAAAAUUAAAACAAAUUCAUUUUCAUGGUGUUGAAUUUAUUCAUUUAGUUGAUUUAUGGUUAUGGAAUUUAGCUAGUCUACAUGUUAUUCAUUUACUUAAAACUGAUUUUGAUUUGAGUGAUGUUGCUUUUUGUAUAUUAUCUCAUUAUAAUCAAACAUUAUUUCAUUUAUCACAUCAACAUUUUUGUUCAUGUAAUAUUCAUUAUUUUAAUUUUAAUCAAUAUUUUAUUGAAAAUACUUCUAUUUCAAUAUUAAAAUAUAAAAAAAAUUAUUUACGUUUAACUCCUAUAUGUAAUGAAAAUGAAACAGAAACAAUUUUUAAACAACAAACAAAUGAAAAUGAUUUAAUAUUUCAAGAUAUAGAAGAUAAAUGUAAUUAUAAAUUAAUGUUUCUCGAUUGUGAUGCUAUGACAACAACGCCAACACCAACAACAACAACAACAACAGCAAUAACAAUAACAUCAACAAUAGAACUAACAAGUUUAUUAGAUAUGAAAACAGAAACUACAUAUAUUUCAGAUACUAUUAUUAGUCAAACAACUGAAAUUCUUAUACCAUCAGCAAAAAAUUGGGUAACUCCAGUUACAACACGAGAAACACCUUUAAAUAAUAUAAAAAAAUUAUUUACUGUACUUGGUACAUUAAUAGCAAUAACAAUUAGUGCCAUUGUUUUAGUCUUUUUUUGGUAUCGUUUUAAAGCUAUUUUAAAACAAAAGAAAAAAAAGAAAAGUUUUAUUGAACAACAACAACGACAUUUUAAUUCACCCGUUCUCAAUCAUCAUCAUUCAAUAGCAACACAUUAUGCUUCAUCGGAUACAUUAGGUAGUAUACACAGUGCACCUGUAUCUGGUAGUAAAAGUCGUUCAGAAACAUUAAUUGAACCACCAACAUUACAUUCGUUAUCUAUAUAUAAAAAUACUGAAGCCAUUGAUAAUGAACAUAUUAAAACUUUUAUUGACGAUGAAAGUACACAACAAUAUUCAUCAGAUAAUUCAUUAGCAGAAAUACAAGCGAUUAGUCAAUGUUAA